Molecule: messenger RNA, 1046 nt
Organism: Eurytemora carolleeae
Lineage: Eukaryota; Metazoa; Arthropoda; Copepoda; Calanoida; Temoridae
Product: protein FAM50A-B
Exons: 8
Coding region: 16-840 (274 amino acids)
Source: RefSeq, a predicted model, not a curated record
UGCAUUAUUAGUUUCAUGGGUGGAAUAUUCAUAGAAUAUAUUUGUUCAGGAGAUGACAGGCGAGGCAGUGUAAGUUUACAGAAUAUUGAUCUAACACCUGAAACUGUUGAAGAGAUUUUGGAACACAAACCUGUGAAGGAUAAGCUGAGUGAACUGGCCGUCAAGCUAGAACAGUUGGCUAAAAAGCGGAACAAAAAUUUUAUAGAACUGGAAGCUUCUAAAACAAAGGCAGAAGAGAAAUUAACCAGGGUACCAAGUCGAAAAAAUCCCCCGCAGCGGAACCCGUUGAACAAGAUUGUAAAGAAGUUCAGCACCGUGAACCUGGAUGGGGGGAAGGGAGGGCAGGAGGAGGAGGUGGGGGUCCGCCUCGACUCCCUCAAGAAGGGGCACAAUGAGAAACUACUUAGUUUUGAGAACAAAUAUCUCCGUGAGGAAAAUGAGCUGAGAUUAAAGUUUCUAGAAUCAGUUUUUAUCUGCGCUGAGAAAUCAAUGGCCAAGUCCCACGCCGCUCAGAUGAAAGUUCUUGAGAAUCUUUACAACAAGGAAUAUUCUGAAGUUCUAAAGAAAAUUGAGUGCGAGGAUAAAACCCAGGAUGGUAAGAUGGACAGCUCCAAUGUAUCCAGAGAAGACAUGCAAAGAGAGAGGAGGGAGAGAUUGAUUAAGAAAGGGGUUCACGAAAAGAUGAAACUGAAGGACCUGUAUGAUGACCGGAAGGAGGAACUAGAAGGAGCGCAUGAGAGAAGAAGAACAGAGAUGAAAAGUGAAUGGGAGAAGAGGCAUAAAGAGCUCUCACUUCGGUUUAUUAGUCAGACAGAAGAGAUUUCCAGAAAAUACCCGUGAGAAAGAAGAAGCCAACCUAACCGCCAUUUUUAGCUACUUUCAUACCAAUGUAAAGCGGCAUUGUCUAGUCCGCCAUGUUGUUUUCGUCAGCGGUAUUUCUGCCGGGAUAAAUUAAAGAAACAAACAAAGCACAAAUAUUGUUACAGAGUUAGUUACAUAUAUCUAUAAAGUUAAACCUUGAAACAAAGUUAUAUUUUUAAACCUUG